AUGCACCUACAGGAUGCGAACUUCACACCGGGGCUGCUAAAGCCCGAGGUUCUGAGCUCGGUUCCCGGGAUGAUCGACUUUGAGAACGAGUGGGAUUGCUUUAGGAUCCAGGCGACUUUCAUCAAAGGCGGGCUCCUGCUGUCAAUCUGCAUACUCCACCUCGCCAUGGACGGGCGGGCCAUAUCACUGGUCAUCCAGGCGCUGGCGCGGAACAGCUUCGUGCCGGCGGCGCCGGCCCCGGAGAGGAGUAUCGCGGCCUUUGACCGCUCGCGGCUCUCUGUGUCUAGCGCCGUGCCGGAUAUCGAAAAACUGCCUGCUUACACGAUAUCGACCGGGGCGUUCGACUUCGCUUCUAGGACCGCGGGAGCUAUCAGCACAAGGGUGUACCGGUUCACGCAGAAAUCGAUGAUCAAGGCGCGUCUCGUGUCCGGUAUCGUGGGGCCUGCCGACAAAAUACAGUACUCCUUCCCUGUGGAGUACCGGGGUAUUAUCGACCCCCCACUUCCGUCCGACUUCGUUGGUAAUGCCGUGUUGUUUACUGCUACGAAUUUCUUGCCUGUCAACCGCUUGGUCGGAGUCGGAGGAUUACAACUUGCUGCUAGGGAGAUCAGGCAGGCGAUUCGGGCCGUCGAUGCGGAGUAUGUGGAUAAUUUUAUUGCCGUGGUACAGAGCUUGCCAGAUUUGCGGAUGUUCAACUUUUAUGGAGCAUUGAACUGCACUGCGAUAACGUCCACAAGGUACAAGGGCCUCGUGAUGUCGGAGGAGUGGGGGCAAGUGCUGGGGCGGUAUGAGGGUAUGACUUUGAUGGAUAAAGGGUUUGGCGAUGGGAUGUUUGUCAUUUUGCCACCAAAGGAGGUGGGAUGGGAUGUCAUCAUUACUUUAAAGAGUGAGGCGAUGGAUGUGUUUGAAGAUCUAGAGUGGAAUAGCUAG
Diaporthe citri is the source of this 930-nucleotide messenger RNA. RefSeq lists its product as uncharacterized. Gene Ontology annotation, molecular function: acyltransferase activity, transferring groups other than amino-acyl groups. Lineage: Eukaryota; Fungi; Ascomycota; Sordariomycetes; Diaporthales; Diaporthaceae. The transcript is spliced from 4 exons. The coding region runs from base 1 to 930 and encodes 309 amino acids. The record is from RefSeq and is a predicted model, not a curated record.